AUGCGUUCGCUAUACUUGCCGUGCGCUUUGCUUGUAGCAGUUUUUAAGAAUGUGAUAUGCGACCCAGUAUCCUCAGGGAGGAUUCUGGAUAGGUCAACAGAUCUCUUGCCAAGUUAUGAUUAUGUGAUUGUAGGAGGAGGAACAGGCGGACUUGUCGUUGCAAAUCGACUGUCGGAGAAUAAAAGUAAAUUCCACACCUCAAAUUCAUCACAAUUCACACCAAUUAACAUCUUUUCAGAUAUCACUGUCCUCGUGAUAGAAGCAGGCACUUUUCAUAAAAAUGAAGAUUUCAUAACAAUUCCUUUAAUAACCACGUCCAAUCUCCCUUUCCUCGGUACGGGUCCCAGAAACACAGUCUACGACUACAAUACAACCUCAACUCCACAAUCACAUCUCGUAAAUAGGUCCCUAGAUUUGUCGGCUGGAAAGGUAAUCGGUGGUUCUUCCGCCAUCAACGGAAUGAUAUUCAUGCGUGGAAAUGCAGCUGAAUAUGAUCACUGGGAAGAACUCGGAAAUACUGGGUGGAAUUGGAAGGGGUUAUUACCUUAUUUUAAGAAGAGUGAACAUUUUACACCUGCUGAAAAACAAGAUGUACAGGAGUGGGGAAUUGGUUAUGAUGCGGAUGUGCAUGGAGAAGGUGGGUUGGUGAAGAAUGGCUUUUCGAGAUUUAUUUGGCCGAGUACCAGGGUGGAAUAUGCUGCUGGGAAGCAUGAGGAGAGUUAUACCGUUAAUGCUAGAAAAGAAGUGAUUCUUAGCGCGGGAGCACAGAGAACUCCGCAGUUAUUGCAGAUCUCUGGAAUAGGACGUCGUGAUGUGUUGGGGAAUUUGGGAAUUGAAGUUGUGGUUGAGAGUGAAGGCGUAGGAGAGAAUUAUCAAGAUCAUUUGUUGUUUACUACUUUUAGUCCCGCUCCGAACAUUGAGGUUCAAUAUGGAAAUUUGAGUACGAAUGCUACGUGGGCUGCAGAGAUGAGAGAGUUAUAUGAUGAGAAGAGGGAUGGACCCUUCACAACGGCCUCCGCAAAUCUCACUAUCGCAUUCAACUACACGCGGUUCAUGAGAACUGCUCCUUCCCUCCAAGCAAUCUCCUUCACGGAAUCAUAUCCAGGUCCUAAUAUCACAACUCAAGCGCAGAUUGAAGAAUUUAUCAGGGAAACGGUAGUAAGUGAAAAUCAUCAUGUGGGGACUGCAUCAAUAUUGCCGAGGAACUUAGGGGGUGUGGUUGAUGAGAGAUUAAGGGUUUAUGGGGUGAAAGGGUUGAGAGUUGUGGAUGCUAGUGUGAUUCCGAUUUUGGUUGCGGCGCAUUUACAGGCGACGGUUUAUGGGGUUGCGGAGAAGGCGGCGAGUGUGAUUUUGGAAGAUGCAUGA
Sclerotinia sclerotiorum 1980 UF-70 is the source of this 1365-nucleotide messenger RNA. RefSeq lists its product as hypothetical. Lineage: Eukaryota; Fungi; Ascomycota; Leotiomycetes; Helotiales; Sclerotiniaceae. Gene Ontology annotation, biological process: secondary metabolite biosynthetic process. Gene Ontology annotation, molecular function: flavin adenine dinucleotide binding; oxidoreductase activity, acting on CH-OH group of donors. Bases 1 to 1365 code for a protein of 454 amino acids. The record is from RefSeq and is a predicted model, not a curated record. The transcript is spliced from 6 exons.